AUGUACUCGCGCUCCUUCUUCCGAGCAACAUGGAUCACCACCGGUCUGGAUGCUGGAUUUUGGACCGCGAUGAACAUAAAGCCAAAAUGGCUACGAGAUAUAGCGUCACUGGUCUUCACGGCUUACUAUCUGAUUGCCGCUGAACAGGCCGACGAGAAAGUUCGCCGGGUUCGUGCUACCCUGACACUGGAGCAUCUGCGCGUGUCUUGGAACAAAGCCACCAGCCCCUAUCUGUGGUCAUUGGCGAAAUUACUACGGCCACGAAUGACUCAGUUCCCGGCUCGAGCGAUUCGCAUUCCUCGCCCGGCGCAGUCUGUUUAUACCGAACCAGUGAAUGCGUGGCUGUAUUUCGACGGCCCGUUAAGUGCGCUCCGAGAUCAGAGUCUCAUCGUGCUGGAUGUACCUGGUGGUGGGUUUGUGGCUAUGAGUCCCAGACACUCAGAGGAUAAACUAUUGUCUUGGGCGGGACGGCUCAAGGUCCCCAUCCUCAGUAUAGAUUACAAGAAGGCACCAGAAUUCGCAUACCCGUAUGCUAUGCAUGAAUGCUACGAUGUGUACCAUAGUAUCAUUUCCACGAAUGGUCGUUGUAUGGGUCUGAGUGGUAAGACCCGUCCUCGGAUCUUUGUCACUGGUGAGAGUGCCGGUGGGAAUCUCGCAGUGGGUAUGACCUUGAUGGUGUUGCAGUCUGCGAUAGCUCAGGGCUGGCGUGGAGAGGAUGUCCUCCCAGCCCCGGAUGGUCUUGUUUUGGGAUACCCUGCGUUGAACAUGAAGGUUGAGAGCUGGAUGAGCGAUGAACAGAUGUCAUUGAUCCAGGAUAAGAGCACCCGUCAGACAAACCGCAGUGUUUUGCAACGAAAACAGGAUGAAUAUCGUAAACUCACACCAUUCACAUCGCCAGGGCACUCGGUUGAGGACCUGACCGCUCUCUCGCCACCGGAGAGGUCAAAGGAUAACAAAGAAACCAAUGUGGCUGCUGAAGCUGCUAAAGCGUUGGAGAAGAAACUCCAAAAGAGCGAGGACGUAGCCCCGAAACCUGUUGCCAAAGCAGAAGGCGACGUCAAACCAAUCAAGACUAGACUAGCUGUCUCGUCGAUGAUCACCUACGUCCACGACCGUAUCCUCACACCUGAAAUGACGCGUGCGAUGAUCAUUCUAUAUAUUGGACCCCACCAUCGCCCCGACUUCAACACCGAUUUCCUUCUGUCUCCCGUCCUGGCCCCAGAUGCUUUACUUGCCCGCUUUCCGAAAACAUAUAUCAUGACCGGAGAGCGAGAUCCUCUGGUUGAUGACACGGUCAUAUUUGCAGGCAGACUGCGUCAAGCAAAGCUACAUCACUUCCGUGAGCGCCAGGACCUGGGAUUGGAGAGGUCUAACCGCCCCUUCAACGAGAGAAAUUACGUCGAGAUCUCCCUGAUCCCUGGCAUCUCACACGGAUUCAUGCAGAUGGCUGGUUUCUUCCCUGACGCGUGGAAAUAUAUCCACCGCAGUGCAGACUGGCUUGAGGCAUUGUUCCAGAAGAUCAAGACCGACGACUUGGAGGCUGAUUUACUUUACCCUGACCGGGAGGUGAAUGCUUUGAACGCCAAUAUUUCCCUUAAAUGGUCCAGCUCUGCAGAGAAAAAAGCAAACUCUUCACACAGUGGGCGCAACCACCAUCGCAAGUUCACUGGCGAGUCUUCUGGUGAUGACGAUAGACCAUUGGAAAUGAGCAUGAGCAAGAUCACAUCUGCUGCUAGUAGCGAGGAUGCACUUGCAUCAAAGUCCGCACCUCGCACGCGUCGGAGGAGAUCGCAUUCCUCUUUUGCUUCUUCACGAGUUACUGGGUUUACAUCGUUGGGAGAUGAUCGAAAUGCCAAGGAGGAUUUCAUCGCUAAGCUUCGGCACUUGGAGAGAGCGGGUCGUUCUCAAGAUCCUUUUGAUCCCGAUGAGACAAAUAGUGCGCCUGAAAUUCCGCGUGCGGUGCGUCCGAGAGGACGUAGUUUUGCUUCUCUUGAUAGUGAAGAGGAUUUGUUGGAUCGUCGCAUGAACGGGCUUGCUGGUGGGUUGAUGGGCAUAGGGGAAGGGGCUCAGACUCCUGGACUUUGA
Molecule: messenger RNA, 2085 nt
Organism: Penicillium vulpinum
Lineage: Eukaryota; Fungi; Ascomycota; Eurotiomycetes; Eurotiales; Aspergillaceae
Product: putative lipase
Exons: 1
Coding region: 1-2085 (694 amino acids)
Biological process (GO): triglyceride catabolic process
Cellular component (GO): cytosol
Molecular function (GO): sterol ester esterase activity; triacylglycerol lipase activity
Source: RefSeq, a predicted model, not a curated record